Myxocyprinus asiaticus (Chinese sucker) is the source of this 1408-nucleotide messenger RNA. RefSeq names its product protein C10-like. The coding region runs from base 145 to 513 and encodes 122 amino acids. The record is from RefSeq and is a predicted model, not a curated record. The transcript has 4 exons. Gene Ontology annotation, biological process: post-embryonic development. NCBI's taxonomy places the organism in Eukaryota, Metazoa, Chordata, Actinopteri, Cypriniformes, Catostomidae.
CCAAAAACAGGGUUUGUUUCCACACGGUUUCCACUAUUGCCUGCACCGGCCGGAAGUUUGUGCGCGUCACAGGAGAGGCUGUGCACAGGUACUGGUUGCCAUCGUAGACAUCGGUUGCAAAUCACCACCGUGGGGUGAGCCAGCAUGGCCUCUGCCCCAGCACAGCAGCCCACGCUCACUGUAGAGCAAGCGCGAGUUGUUCUGAGUGAGGUGAUCCAGGCGUUCUCUGUGCCUGAGAACGCAGCUCGCAUGGAGGAAGCCAGAGAGAGCGCCUGCAACGACAUGGGCAAGAUGCUGCAGCUAGUGUUGCCUGUGGCCACCCAAAUCCAGCAGGAGGUCAUCAAAGCAUACGGCUUCAACAAUGAGGGAGAGGGUGUUCUCAAAUUUGCCCGACUAGUGAAGAUGUAUGAAGCUCAGGACCCAGAGAUCGCAGCCAUGUCAGUGAAACUCAAGAGUCUUCUUCUACCGCCUCUCUCCACUCCUCCCAUUGGCAGUGGAAUCCCAACCUCAUAGAACAGUUGUACUUUUAAACAUAUUCAACCACAAAUAGUCCAUAGUACAAAUACAGUCUGUUGUACCCAAAUAUUGUCUAAUAGUGUCGAUCUUGGAGUCAGUUUUAACACUUCUCUUAAAGGGAUAGUUCACCCAAAAAGGAAAAUUAUUUCAUUAUUCACUUACCCUGAUGCUAUCCCAGAUGUGUAUGACUGUCUUUCUUCAGCAGAACAGAAAUGAAGAUUUUUACAUUUAUGCAUUUGGCAGAUGCUUUUAUCCAAAGCGACUUACAGUGCACUUAUUACAGGGACAAUCCCCCCUGGAGCAACCUGGAGUUAAGUGCCUUGCUCAAGGACACAAUGGUGGUGGCUGUGGGGAUUGAACCAGCAACCUGAUUACCAGUUAUGUGCUGUAGUCCACUACACCACACCACUUUUAGAAGAAGAUAGAGCUCUGUCAGGUCCUUAUAAUGGAAGUACAUGGGUGCCAGCACUUUGACGGUCCAAAAGUCAUAUUUAGGCAGCAUAAAAGUAAUCCAUGUGACUCCAGUCAAUCAGUGAAUGUCUUCUGAAGCAAGUCGAUAGGUUUAUGUAGGAAACAAGUCGAUAAUUAAAACAUUUUUAACUUUAAAUCACCGCUUUCAUCCAGGGCUCUGAUGCGGUUUGAAAUGGCCGAACUCUGGCGUGACGUUUGUUCUUCUGUUGUAAAUAAACGCUGCUACUGAAUUCUCACGUGAACUCGCCGACACACUUACGUCACGCUUUGCGUCAGCUGCUGGCAGGAAGCGAUUUUAAAAAGUUAAUAACUUUUUAUUUUUUACACAAAUGCAUCGAUUUGCUUCAGAAGGCAUUCACUGAUCGACUGGAGUCAAAUGGAUUACUUUUAUGCUGGCUAAAUAUGACUUUUGGACCGUCAA